Messenger RNA from Quercus lobata, 1308 nucleotides. Its product is annotated as LRR receptor-like serine/threonine-protein kinase EFR. Lineage: Eukaryota; Viridiplantae; Streptophyta; Magnoliopsida; Fagales; Fagaceae. The transcript is spliced from 2 exons. Gene Ontology annotation, molecular function: protein binding. The coding region runs from base 1 to 1308 and encodes 435 amino acids. The record is from RefSeq and is a predicted model, not a curated record.
AUGGGGCCUUGUCCACACCUGAGUUCAGCUCCACCAUCAUCAUCUUUCUCCAUGCACACGUUUAUCCUUCUCUGCUGCUUUGGCUUGUUUCUCACCUCUGUGGUUGGCGAGAGUAGUGAGACAGACCGGUUGGCAUUGCUCGACUUCAAAGGCAAGAUUAGUAAAGAUCCUCUCGGGGUCAUGAGCUCUUGGAAUGAUAGCAUCCACUUUUGCCAAUGGAAAGGUGUUUCCUGUGGUCGCCGACAUCAAAGGGUCACUGUGUUGGACCUGCAAUCUCAAAAACUGGUAGGCUCUAUAUCCCCAAAUGUUGGAAAUUUAAGUUUUUUGUGGAAGCUAAACCUUGAAAACAAUAGCUUUUAUAAUGAAAUUCCUCAAGAAAUUGGCCGUUUGCAUAGACUACAAGUCUUGCAAUUGAACAAUAACACAAUAAAUGGAACAAUUCCUAGCAAUAUAUCCAGUUGUGCCAACCUCAUAAUGUUUCAUGCAGCUGUUAAUAAUCUGGUUGGAGAAAUCCCCACAAAGCUUGGCACCUUGUCAAACCUCCAAAUCUUUGCUAUUCAUAAAAAUAGUUUGACCGGAAUAAUCCCAUCUUCUUUUGGAAAUUUAUCAUCUCUAAAAGGCUUAUCUGUAGCUUAUAAUAACCUGGGUGGGAGUAUCCCUGAUUCUUUUUCCCAAUUGACCAAACUUGAAAUCUUUGCUGUGGCAUCAAAUAGGCUGUCUGGUACAAUUCCUCCGUCAUUCUUCAAUAUCUCUUCAAUAACAAAGAUUGAUAUAGGAGUUAACCAAAUCCAAGGGCAUCUUCCAUCAGACAUAGCUAUAACUCUACCAAAUUUGGAAAUAUUUUCCAUCAGCAACAACCAGUUUAUUGGAUCUAUCCCUAUUUCAAUUUCUAGUGCCUCAAAUUUACAUAUACUAAAUUUGGCCGGAAAUAAACUAACUGGAAAAGUUCCUUCUUUAGAGAAGCUAAAUAGAGUGAGGUUGUUUUCCAUUGCUGAAAACCAACUUGGAAAUGGAGGAGCAAAUGACUUGAGUUUUCUCUGUUCUUUGUCAAAUGCUACCAACCUAAGAGAUGUGGAGAUAAAUACCAACAACUUUGGGGGGGAGUUGCCUAAAUGUAUUGGCAACAUCUCAACUACUCUUGCCUUUUUCUAUUUGAAUAAUAAUAAAAUAUCUGGAAAUAUUCCUAGUGUGAUAGGGAACCUGAUUAACCUGGAGGAUAUAGAAAUGUGGAACAAUAAAUUUUCAGGGAAGCAUCCCUUCAAGUCUAAGUCAAUGCCAAAAUUUGAUAACUUUUCAUCUUCCCCAUAA